Acanthaster planci (crown-of-thorns starfish) is the source of this 3694-nucleotide messenger RNA. RefSeq names its product coiled-coil domain containing 6 (gene ccdc6). Lineage: Eukaryota; Metazoa; Echinodermata; Asteroidea; Valvatida; Acanthasteridae. The record is from RefSeq and is a predicted model, not a curated record.
CCGUAACCAUUCGAUUCAACCCAGACUAGACUCGACUAGACACGAUCGACCCAUUGUUUGUGAAAACAUGGCAGACAUGGCGGACAGUGCGAGUGCUAGCGAGAUCGAAAGCGACACGGACAGCAUGAAAAUGUGCAUCCCAACGCGAAAAGAGGAGCUGCUCAAUAGAAUUGCUUCUCUGGAACAGGAGAACAGGGUUUUGAAGAUUGAGCUUGAGACCUACAAGAUGCGCUGCAAAUCCCUUCAAGGGGAAAAUCGUGACCUGAAACGGGCGAGUGUGAAUAUCCAAGCACAAGCAGAACAGGAAGAGGAGUUUAUCAGCAACACACUCCUGAAAAAGAUUCAAGCCCUGAAGAAAGAGAAGGAGAAGCUCGCCGUCAACUACGAGCAGGAGGAAGAGUACCUCACCAAUGACCUGUCCAGGAAACUCGUCCAGCUUCGUCAGGAAAAGCAUCAGCUCGAGAGAACGCUGGAGCAGGAACAGGAGUACCAAGUCAACAAACUGAUGAGGAAGAUUGAGAGACUGGAAAAUGACACCGUCUCCAAACAGAAGAAACUUGAAGAGUUGAGGAGAGAGAAGGUGGAUCUAGAGAAUUGUCUGGAGCAGGAGCAGGAAGCGUUAGUCAACAGACUCUGGAAGAGGAUGGACCGGCUGGAAGCAGAAAAAAGAAUGCUGCAGGAAAAGUUAGAUGAACCGGUUUCAGCCCCAGCCUCGCCCAGGGAAAUCAAGAAUGGCAGCACCACCGAUAACUUGAGUGUUUAUGUCGACCAGCUACGCAACGAAGUCCGCAAACUCAAAGGCCAGCUGAUGUCCGCUCAAAUUGAACAUCAAGAGAAGAUGGCUCACUUGGUACAGGAGGAACGAGAGUUCAAGGAGGAGAAUCUCCGCCUGCAGCGCAAGCUCCUGCUUGAGCAGGAGAGGAGGGAAGCCCUGAGCAGGCACCUGUCGGAGAGCGAGUCCAGCCUGGAGAUGGACGACGAAAGGCAGUUCAAUGAGAUGGCUGUCCACGGCAGUCUGCGGCCGCGGACGAUCUCAAGCCCCAUCCCAUACUCACCGAAUCCAAACAGGCCCAUUUCUCCAGCGAUGCACACUGCUUUCUCUCCGUCGUCACCAGCGAGCCGGAGCACGCCCUUUGCCGUGGGACCCCCCAGUCAUCCCUCGCCGAUCAGUCCGUACGGGACUUCCCCACCUGUUGGGCCGAGCCACUUAAUGCAUAUGGGCUCCACACCUCCAUCACAGGGUCAGCAAAUGGGCCACCCUUCCCAGUCCCAGCUUCAUCGGCACCGGGUCACUGUAGCUACAGCGGGCAGCAAUUCCGGAAGCCACAACCCGGAAAAGUUCAUCAAGCCCACAGCCCCGACCCCGUAGGGACUGCCCUGCCAUUGGAAGAAGGCGGACAACGUGGAGGGGAGAAGGAGGAGCUACCUUGAUCUCCUCCUCAGGGAAUCGUAAGAUGGUCAGUUGACGGGUGGACUCAGUACCCGGGGAAGGGCCAAGGUUGUAACUUGUAAUUGUUUACAAAUCAGGUUGAAGUUCAGCCGUCUCGAGUAGACGGCAGACUACACGAAAGAAUUUGGUUGCCUGAAAUCAGUGGAUUGUGACGAAAAGGAAGGAAAAACACGGAAUUCAAUUUUGAAGAGUGCAUGCUAAACCCUAACUUGAUCUGCACGAGAGAGCCCGUUAAUAUUUGUGUUUGCAAUUUGGCGUAGUUUUUCUUGUGGUUUGCCACUUUAAAAAUGCAGUUGUUGACAUGUACAUAAAGCAAAAAAAAGUGUUACGUGAUGCUGUAAAACUGCAGUGGGCGACAUCACAUUGGGACAUGGCAAUUUUGCAAAUGUACCCUCAAAUGAAUUGGCAGUUGUGGAAUUUUUUGGUGCCUUCUCAGCCUGCCAGUUCUGCUGCAAAAGUAGACUGAGAAUAGUUUUAACAAAAGCAGAAAAUAAUUGCCGCAGGGCAGUGAUGGGUCAAGCACCUGUAGAGCGUUCAUCCAUACAUAUAAAGCACAAUGUAGAAGUGCACGGAUAGUCUUGAAGCCGUUGCCCGGGUGCGCAUUUAUCUACUUGUCGUUGGUCUGAACACAGCAUAUCAUCAUUUUGGCUGAUUCACGCACUGUCAUGAAACUCUUGAAUUUGUUCAGCUUUGAUAUUUUGUUGGGGAAAGAAAAGGUUGGUUCACUUUGCUGGCGGACACGAUGUAACAAGUGGCCAUUUUCAGAGAACGGCUCCAGAGAGCAGAGGCGAAGGUCAAAUGCUGUUUUUGGUUAAAGAAAGUAAAACGAAACCAUCCUAAACUAAUACUAUAUCGUCAUAAUGUGAAAUGUCUUAUUGAUUUGAACAUUUUUCCUCAUCUUAUCAGGAAGACGGCAAUAUAUUACUUACGUGUACACAAGUAUGAUGGAAUAUGAGAGAUACUUUUAACGAGCCUGUAAAAGCUGUCAAACUUGAAAUUGGCCCUGGUUACCCAGUUAUUGUGGAGUACAAAUAUUUAAGACAAAAAUAUUGUAUAUAUAUAUUUAAGAGAAAUUAUAUAAGUCUGAUUUGAAAAAUCUCUGUUUUAGUGUGAUUUCAGUGACAAGGCACAAAUGUUGAUUGCCGCUUUCUGCUCAAAAUGGUGAACUUUACACAAUAUAAAAAGCCAGUCAUUGCUUUUAUGGUUAGAAAAGUGCGGCCAUUUUGGUAUUUGCUAUGCAUGUAGGAUUCAUUGCAAAUGUUGCUCAUGUUUAGAGAAGUUUAACUGUUAUGGUUCGACUUUGGAGAGUACGUAUACUUACUGCCUAAAAUGUAUGUGUCGUAACAACACUUGAAAUCUUUUCCAAGAGUUCAUUAACCUGUGCCAGCUUUUUAAAGUGAGCCACUUUGAAUUGAAUGUUAAUGUCUUGAUUUAUCCUCUCAGAAUUGUUCAUCUGAUUGCAUAAUACAAGAGUUCUACAAUGGCAGUAGCUACGGGUAUGACAGGUUUCCUUGGGGCAUUAGACAAGGAAAAAAUGAUUUAGAUGAGGAAAAAUUAAAGGGGAGUGAAGUGGGUGUCACUGGACACUAGAGGGCACUGUUAACGAUACAAACUUUAGCACCUGUUCACGCAUUAGCCCAUUUGUAGGUCUUUUUUUUUAAAUUCAGUUUUUGCUGUCAAUCUGUUUUCUGUGUUUUUUAAGGGGUACUUUGGCGUGCCGACCAAACAUAUUUUUUUGUGCCAUUAAUGUUUCUGCCCAGAAUAACAUGACAAAUUCUCUCAUGAAUAUUGACAAAAUACAAAGAUCAAGAAGACACCAAAGUUCCCUUUAAAAUAGCAGAAACAUAAAGUGCUUUAAAGAUAAAGAUGGGAUAAACAUGUACAUGUAUGCCGUGAGAUAUGCUGCGGAUAAGACUGUGAAGGGAUGUGUGUUCUUUAUCCAAUCAAUCAGGAUCAAGUUGUGAGGACCUAGGUGUACAUGGGUCUUUGGUCCCCACAGUAACUGUCCAGCACCUGUGGUCCUCACAGCUAUGGCACGCAGCAAGAUUUUUGAGGUUUGGUGUAUCUUGGUAAUUGUACACAUUACGCAGUACGAGGUAAAUGUAAAAAUGUCACAGCUGGUUGAAGUAUUCUUUAGGCUUUAGGUACCGGUGCUCCAUUGGCAGCGGCGUAGCGGGGGGGGUUGUGUUCCAACCCCCCCCCCAUAAUUCUUUUCAGUCAGCAAAUAAAGGGUCAGUCAGCAAA